AUGGCUGCUGAUGGAAGCAAUGGCGGGCCGCAGAAGAUUGAGACCCGGCUCUACAUAAACGGCAAGGCAAGUCCCUCGUCCUUCCCCCGCCAGCCGUGGCCAUCUUCUUCCACCAGCCAUACACUAACGCCCCUGGCCGUCCAGUUCGUCGAGUCCUCCGAUAAAAAGACAUUCAAGCUCUUCUCGCCCUCGACUCGCGAGCACGUCGCCGAUGUCUUCGAAGCCACCACCGCCGACACCAACGCCGCCGUCGCCGCCGCCAAAGCAGCCCAGCCCUCCUGGGCCGCCCUCUCCCCAACAGAGCGCGGCGUCCCGAUGAAGAAACUCGCAGCGCUGCUGCGGACAAACGAGUCGCAGACGCGCAUGGCGGCGCUCGAGGCUUCGAGCAUGGGGCGGCCGCUGGGCGCGUACUUCGACGCGGAGCACUGCGCGGGCAGCUUCGAGGCGUUCGCGGCGCACGGGUGGGGCGCGCAGGCGCAGGGGGCGACGAGCGUGCGCACGCCGGGCAUGCUGGCCAUGACGCUGCGGCAGCCGUUUGGCGUGGCGGCCGCCAUCAUCCCGUGGAACGGGCCGGCCGUGUUUUUCGGGUCCAAGGUCGCGCCCAUGGUGGCGGCGGGGAAUGCGGUGGUUUUGAAGAGCAGCGAGAAGGCGCCGUUGACGUCGGCCUACAUCGCCGGGCUCAUCGACCAAGCCGGGUUCCCGCCCGGGGUCAUCAACGUCCUGCACGGCCACGGCCAGACGUCCGGCGCGACGCUGUCCUCGCACAUGGACGUACGCGUGCUGUCCUUCACCGGAUCCGGCCGCACGGGCAGGCUCAUCUGCGAGGCGGCGGCGCGGUCGAACCUCAAGAACGUGCACCUCGAGCUGGGCGGCAAGUCGCCCGCCAUCAUCUUCGACGACGCCGACCUCGACCGCGCCGCCGCCGACACGCAGUUCAGCAUGACGCUGAACUCGGGCCAGAUCUGCAUGGCCAACAGCCGCAUCCUCGUGCACGAGGCCGUCGCCGCCGACUUCCAGGCCCGCUUCCGCGACCGCUACGCCGCCGUGCGCGUCGGCAGGGCCGACGACGACGCCGUGCAGAUGGGCCCGCUGGCCGACGCCGCCCAGUACGAGUCCGUCACCAGCUACAUCCAGCUGGCCAAGGACGCCGGCGCCACCAUGCUGCUGGGCGGCGACGCAUCAGUGAAUAAAGAGGGCGGCGGCUUCUUCGUCGGCCCGCACAUCUUCACCGACCUGCCCGACGACUCGCGCCCCGCCCGCGAGGAGAUCUUCGGCCCCGUCGUCAUCAUCGGCGUCUUCAAGACCGAGGAGGAGGCCGUCCGCCGCGCAAACGACACCGAGUACGGCCUAUACGCGUCCGUCUACACAAAGGACAUCAGCCGCGCCAUCCGCAUGGCCCAGGCCCUCGAGAGCGGCACCGUCGGCGUCAACUGUAGCAGCCCGACCCUCGUCGACGACAUGCCCUUUGGCGGCUACAAGGCGAGCGGUCUCGGCAGGGAAGGGCUGACCCACAGCCUGGGGAACUUCUUGGAGGAGAAGACGGUGCUGAUUAGGCUUUGA
This is a messenger RNA of Diplodia corticola, 1560 nucleotides long. Its product is annotated as aldehyde dehydrogenase. Bases 1 to 1560 code for a protein of 519 amino acids. The record is from RefSeq and is a predicted model, not a curated record. Gene Ontology annotation, molecular function: aldehyde dehydrogenase (NAD+) activity. Lineage: Eukaryota; Fungi; Ascomycota; Dothideomycetes; Botryosphaeriales; Botryosphaeriaceae. The transcript has 3 exons.